UGAGAAAAAAUUUUAUGAUUACUGUGAUUUUAUUGUACAAUAAAAAUACGCGAAUUUUGCGUAGAAAAGUAUAAAAAACAAAAGACGACACUAUGCAUUUACAAGAAAAUCUCAGGAACGAUAAAAAUGCUUCUGCGCCCGAUGAGGGUCAUCCGUCAUCCAACCAGGAGCACUUUAUAGACUCUAGACGGGAUUUACAAAAAAAAAUAUUAAGAUUUCAUCCACCGCCGCCAUCAAAGCCACCGCCACCCGCGGCUUUGGGCGCUGCCAUCCUGCAGUCUCGUCUCCUAAAGCAGAUAGAACACGCUGGGGACACAACUCCUGUGGCUGCGGAGGAGACUAAUAUAUAUAGAGCAGAGGCAACAACCGAAGAGCAUCGGUAUCCAAAUGCCUUACAACGAUCGGCCACCUUGCCGGCGAAACAGAAUCGGUUAGGUUUGCGCAGUCGCGUCACCUUUAAAGUGCCAUCGUCACCGGCACCACCUGCAGCUCAACCUCCAAUUCAUAAUCCUUAUCUUAAUCCUGAAAAGAUCGACAAGGUCGUAGGUGGAGCCAAAGAAAAGGAAUCCGGCAAGAUGACUUCCGAAGAUCUGCUGCAGCCGGGCCAUGUGGUGAAGGAGCGUUGGAAGGUCGUUCGGAAAAUUGGCGGCGGCGGCUUCGGUGAAAUCUACGAGGGCCAAGAUCUUAUUACUCGCGAGCAGGUUGCCCUUAAAGUUGAGUCUGCGCGUCAGCCCAAGCAAGUUCUCAAAAUGGAAGUGGCUGUUCUUAAGAAGCUGCAGGGCAAGGAGCAUGUUUGCCGCUUUAUUGGCUGCGGCCGCAACGAUCGAUUCAAUUACGUGGUAAUGCAGUUGCAAGGCAAGAAUCUAGCCGAGCUUCGACGCGCUCAGCCGCGUGGUGCAUUUUCGCUUAGUACAACACUUAGGUUGGGCUUACAAAUUCUAAAGGCCAUUGAAUCGAUACAUUCGGUUGGAUUUCUUCAUCGUGAUAUAAAGCCGAGCAAUUUUUCUGUUGGUCGAUUGCCUUAUAAUUGUCGACGGGUCUAUAUGUUGGACUUUGGAUUGGCGCGUCAAUACACAACGGGUACGGGUGAAGUUCGGUGCCCUAGAGCUGCCGCUGGCUUUCGUGGCACUGUUCGAUAUGCUUCCAUCAAUGCCCAUCGCAAUAGGGAAAUGGGACGACACGAUGAUUUAUGGUCCCUAUUCUAUAUGCUCGUUGAGUUCGUAAAUGGUCAGUUGCCUUGGCGUAAAAUAAAAGAUAAGGAACAAGUAGGCUUAACGAAGGAGAAAUAUGAUCAUAGAAUAUUGCUGAAGCAUCUACCGUCGGAUCUAAAGCAAUUCCUAGAGCAUAUACAGUCGCUAACCUAUGCCGACCGACCAGAUUAUGCGAUGCUCAUAGGAUUAUUUGAGCGCUGUAUGAAAAGGCGCGGCGUCAAAGAGUCAGAUCCUUAUGACUGGGAAAAAGUUGAUUCAACGGCCAUCGUCGGCAAUAUCAGUGCAACAACAGCAGCAGGCAACCCCCUGGUUCCUCUUAAAAACGAUUAUGUGCAUGGAAAUAUAACACAAAUGACUGUGGCAGCAUCUAACGCAAGUGGAACUGAAUAUGUCCGAAAGCGAGGGGAAAUCGAAACAGCUCACAUUACAGCCACCGAGCCCUUACAUAUUAAAGAAAAAGUGGACAGAAACUGCAAUGCAACAUCACUAAAUCCACAGCCAAAAACUUCCGGCGAAGCUAACUUGCAACAGCAUAGUGCCAAUAAUCAAAAUGUUGUACACAAAAAUUUGGUAGCCACAAACACGCCCGUAUCCAUAAAUCCCAACAUUCAAAAUAUUGCUGUUAAAACACCAGUAAUUGGCUUGGGAGAAAGUCAUAAUGUUCCACAACCAGUUUUCCAAUCAAAAGGCAACCAGUUACACGGAGUCGGUGUCGGCACUGGCUCGUUUUCAAUGACAAAUCAAAAUAAUUCUGCGCCGGUUUAUGGAAAUUCUUAUCCACAAUCCGAGGAGAAAGCUUUAGCAAAUCUUUUGCCAAAGAAUGCAACGAACUGCGACGAAAGCAAAGCUGACACCGAAGACAAUGGCAUUACGAAUGACAAAAAAAUGUGGAAACAGUCGAAGUGCAACAGCAGAUUCAGAAAUUACAAUCACAAAUUAUCGGGAAAUGCAGAAAAGCAAACACAGAAAUUGAAUGAGAAAUCCAAUGAAAUUCAGAAGCGAUCAACGGAUGAACCAAUAAAAUCGGCCACAUUUGGUCGUCUUCGUGUUCUUACAGCACCGCCAAUGAGUGUCCAUGAAUUGACGGUGAAUCAACAAGGAUCCAUCGAUCUGCCAUCAGUAAAACAGGAACAGAUUGCGCCGUUUACAGCUGGAAACUUUUCUGGCAGUGGAAACAGUUCGUCUUCUAAAUUUGCCCUCAAUUUGCACGGUCAAAUGUUUAAUAUAGCCAACAUGCCACCAGUUAAUCGUCGUUCCAUCACAUCCACCAACCUGAGGCCAUCCUCUUCGGGCGGUACCGGAACAACAACCACCCCGAGUUCAAUUCAAAGGAUAAACAGUGGAUCAACGCCAACAGGAGGUGGCAACACUGGCAGAAGCAGCUUAACCGGCGACCGUGAUCAUUCAGUAACCCAGUUUGCAUUAAUCGAUGACGAGAAUGUGUCGGCAUUGCAGCAGGUUACUAAAGGCGGUGCCGUUACACUGGCCUCCCAAUGGAAAAGUCAAUUCGAUGAUUCAGAGGAUACUACCGAUAACGAAUGGAAUAGAGAGCCGCAGUUUCAACCCAAUUUCGAGCAAUUGAACAAAGCGGAUAUAUCAUUACCCAUUGCUAAUAAGCCAGUGAAAAUGGCCGUCGUCGCUGAUACAGUAAAAUCAACCAAGACCCAAAGAAAUGGAAAAGACAAGGCGAAAAGAUAUAUGCUGAACAUAACCGGAAUCGAGAACUACGAGGCGUUACGAAUUUCGAUACCAAACUGUUGGUCGGAGCCAGCCAUUGGUAAUGUAUUGCGUAAAGACUUGGAGCCACCAGCUGUACAGCAAGCAGCAUUUGAUGAUACAGUUUAUCGAAUGGACAUAGCCAGAAAUGUUUGCGUCAGAGAAACUUAUUCGGAAAUUGCAUUGCUCGACAAUAAUGCAAAACCCUCACCUUCUGUUGUUUUAAGGACUUCUAUUCAACCUUCGUCUUUUAAAGAGGACUCGGUGUUUCAAUCAAAUAUAUCGAACGAGAGUCAGAAAACUAGGUCGAAACACCGAAACAGCCUUCCAAAUGUAUCGGUUAUCGCCGAUACUUUCGACGAUCAUAACUCAAAUGCAGCGGAAGAAGAUGCGACCAAACCGUGGUGUGCACAGGCCAAAGAUUCCUGCCAGCGAAAAAAUGUAAACGCUGCUCCAAUUCAGGACAUUAAUGGUUGUAUCAGUGGUCGCCUAGAGAUUCGUGUUAUUCCAAAAGAAAAAUCACAUUUGGAUGAUUCAAUCUAUUAUGAUGCCUUGGCGGCGGCCGUUAAAAAUAAUCCUGCAAGCGAAUAUCAAGGAAAUGAAGAGCAACUCACCGAAAGGCCCCCAAAUUACUGUGAUGAAACAUCAGAAGCAAAUGCUGCUGCACUUAUUGUAGCUUCACCCGCGAGUAUAGUUCAUAAUUACGUCACGACGCAUCCAAUUCCCACAACCAUAGCAAAGACACCUAACGAAACUCAUUCUGUGAAUGGCAACAGUAUCGAAACCACUGAUCAGACGGUGAUCAGACAAAAUUUGGCCACGGAUUUAACCAUAUUACCACUAUUGGUACCCCCAGCAAAAUUCCUGUUCGGCAAUCCAAGUGUGCUUCGUGGGCAGGUGGUGAGUCUGCGGGAGGAGUUGGUACUACAUUGGAAACAAACACGCCUCAGAAUACAAACACAAAUGCGAUUGAUGGAUACUGUUAUACCUUCUCGCAAAACUUUACACUCGAAAUCUAUAGAGAAUUCUUCUAAUAUUACGGAUCUAACACCAGGACUUCGUCGACGCCGAGAAUCCACGGAAGGGAAGUAUGUUACUGAUCCAACUCAGCUGCAAUUAAGAUUUCAAAGACCCCGGUCCCGGACAUCCAGUCGAACUCGUGGCAUUCCCAACUCAAUGUUGGGAGGAGGCGACUUUGAUGAUAAUGGAACAUUUGUAAACGACGACGAUUUUGGAUCGAUGCUAGAGAAAAAUGAACAAAAAUCCAACAAUAUGCGAACGACCGAUAAAUAUUCAACGGAAUGUAACAUUUCACCGCCACCAGGGGAUCCGAAAAUUGAAAAUAGCGCCCGACUACGACGUUAUAGGCAUAAUAACCUAGAAUAAUCGCCAUAAUCAACAAUAAUUGCAAUUCACAGCCAUGCUUCGGUUAUCGCUAAAAGGGUUGUGAUAUUUAUCAAUUCAAAUCGGCUGAGUAAAGAGAGAUCCUAAUCUUAACUUCUUACAUUUAGUUUAUUGAUUUAUAAAGGGUAAAAGACAACGGUUUCUCGCAAAGCCUGAUGUUCCAUAAGUAUCCGCUUUCUGAGAAAUCCUACUUUCAAUUUCUGAAUGCAGUGCUAUCUAUAUUAAACAGAUUUUAACGAUAAUCGGAGCAGGGUUAAUAAUCCCAUUAACGGAGAGAUACCAGAAUUCCGACAUAAUAAUUUGCUCUAUUUAAGGGAUUACAAGGGGCUUAACGGUUUAAUAAAAGGAUGUUUCGGGCUAUUUAA
Drosophila serrata is the source of this 4696-nucleotide messenger RNA. It is a transcript of the gene Asator, whose product is annotated as tau-tubulin kinase asator. Gene Ontology annotation, molecular function: ATP binding; protein kinase activity. The record is from RefSeq and is a predicted model, not a curated record. Gene Ontology annotation, biological process: protein phosphorylation. Lineage: Eukaryota; Metazoa; Arthropoda; Insecta; Diptera; Drosophilidae.